Ricinus communis (castor bean) is the source of this 1613-nucleotide messenger RNA. RefSeq names its product transmembrane protein 45A. Lineage: Eukaryota; Viridiplantae; Streptophyta; Magnoliopsida; Malpighiales; Euphorbiaceae. The coding region runs from base 174 to 1142 and encodes 322 amino acids. The record is from RefSeq and is a predicted model, not a curated record. The transcript has a single exon.
CUUCACAAUUCUCCUACAAUCCACUUCCACUACACUUCUCUUCUCUCUCUCUCUCUCUCUCUCUCUCUCUCUAUUUAUAAGAAAAACAAGAAAAACCAAUUUUUGAACUAUAUUUUUUCAAGAACCCAAAAAACCAAGAAAAUCAAGAAGUACUUGCACAGAGAAAACAUUUGAUGGGUACUUUGGUGGGUCAUGUAGCACCAGGAUUUGCUUUCUUUCUUCUUGGUUUUUGGCAUCUUAUUAAUCACAUAAAACUCCAUGCUCAACAACCCAAUUCUUAUACUUCACUUCCAUGGUUUCCAACUUCAAAAAUAAGGUACAUAGAGCUUUUCUUUAUCAUGUUAGGGAGCUCUAUCUCUGUAUCCAUGGAGCUAUUCAUUGGUCCUGAAAGGCACCAGCCUUUUGAUCCUGAUGGUACUAUUCCGUCCAAUCAUCUUCACAACUUUGAACAUUCUUCUAUAUCAAUGACCUUCUUUGUCUAUGCUGCUUUUGCUAUCAUUCUUGAUAAAAUUGGGCCCAAAACUCAAUAUGGUCUAACUCAGUUACUUGGAGCAUUAGCCUUUGGCCAACAACUUUUUCUUUUCCAUCUUCAUUCAGCUGAUCAUAUGGGUGUUGAAGGUCAAUACCAUUUGCUUCUCCAAAUUGUCAUAGUUGUUUCUCUAGCCACUACCCUUUUGGGUAUUCCCUAUCCUAGAAGUUUCUUGGUCAGUUUUGUUAGGUCAGCAAGUAUUAUGUUCCAAGGUAUUUGGCUAAUAACUAUGGGCUAUGUCCUGUGGACACCAUCUUUAGUACCCAAAGGUUGCUUCAUGCAUUUAGAAGAAGGUCAUAAAGUGGUUAGAUGUUCAGGUGAAGAGUCUUUACACAGGGCUAAAUCAUUAGUGAACAUUCAAUUCAGCUGGUUCUUGAUUGGAAUCACCAUUCUUGUGAUGUGCUUCUAUUUGGUGCUUCUCAAAUAUUAUGGUGAAAAAGUUGAGUACACUUCUUUAACAAAAGCAGAAGACCAAUUGCUAGAAGAGGACUCAUCAGAAUCAGAUCGUGAUGUUGAAUCACAAAAGAAAGUUACUACCAAAUUUGGUGCCAAUAACUCCAGCAGUUUCAUGCACAUAGGAAGAAGCUUUGCCCCAAUUGAUAUGGAAAGGUAAUAAAAGGAAAAAAGAAAAACAAGUAAAAAAGAGCAAAGAAAGGUGGCAAGAAGUGUGAAAGUAAAAGUGAUUUGGUAUGUAUGUGUACAAAUUAAUUUAGGUUGGUGGGAACCCACUAUCUUUGUUUAAUUAAGCACUCAAUAAUGUUUGCUUAAUGCAAAACAAUGACUUGGGAAAAAAAAAUAUGUGUGUGCUAAUUGGCAUAUAAUUAUUUGGCUUUUGCAUUAAUGGCCUAUUGGCUUUUAGCUUAGAGAGAGUCCUUUCUUCCUUUUUCUUUUCUUUGAUUCUAUUAUUUCUUUGGCAUGUUCAUUGUGUCCUUUGUACAGAAGAAGAAAAGAGAUGGUUUGUCAAACCAAGAUGUUGUUAAUUUGUAAUGUCUUGAGACCACCAACUGGUAAAAAGAACAAAAAAAUGUUCAUUUCAUCUAUGUAUGAUCAAAUUCUAUGUCUUCAAUAAUUUCUUCUUUUUAAA